AUGAACGAAGAAUCUAUUUUGUGUGUUGGUGAAGAUUACAAUAAACUAUUACGCGACAAUUGCGCAGUAGUGGCAAAGGCAGUGCGUGAUGCAUGGUUAAAAUUGUGUCUUAAAAUACCUGCUGAUAAAGUUUUAUAUGUAGCUGGACCAGAUGAAAAGGCAUUCAUGAUAAGCAGUAGUGGUUUUAUUUUAAUACCGGAAUUGCAAUCAAAUCAAAUUGAAGCAGACACUAGAAUUUUUCUCCAUAUUCAGCACAUUCAAUCAUUUCAACACAUCGCACAAGCGACCAUCCAAGCUACCGACACAGAUGUCCUUGUAUUAGCUAUUGGAUUUGCGGUUGAAUACAGAUUGAAAGUGUACUUUUAUUCCUCAAUGUCUAGAAAGAAAUUAUUCAAAUUUAUUGACUGUUCGUUAAUUGCUCAUCGAUGUAUCGAUUAUUACAAGUUUAAUCCUAAGAUGUGGAUGGUAUUACAUGCACUUAGUGGGUGUGACACUACAUCCUUUAUUCGAAACAUUAGUAAACAAAAAAUAUUUAAAACCUUCUUUAAACAGCCUUCAGUUUAUUCUGAAUUGAUCAAUAUGGAUAAACUGCCAACCACCGCUGCUUGUAUGCUAAGUGCGGAACAACUGCUAAUCGAAUGUACAAGUUUAGCGUCACCAAAUUUGGAUGAACUCCGUACUAUUCAAGCCAUAUCACAUUUAAGAUCUACUUCGUCGAAAUCGUUCUUGGAUACAUUGUUACCAACAACAAAUGCAUUUCAAUAUCAUUGUAAGCGAGUAUCAUUACAGUGCAAUAUUUGGUUUCAGUCAUUACUCAAUGAUAUCAGUUAUCCUCCUCUAAAUGGUAAUGGAUAUUGUUUAGUUGAUGGUGAUAUCGCCAUUGAAUGGAAAUCAACACCAUCAAUGCCUGAUACGACUCUCCUUAUAACAUGCAAUUGCCAAACCUAUUGUUCCACGAAAAGAUGUAAAUGUUUUAAAUAUCAACUCAAGUGUACAAUUUUGUGCAAGUGUAAAAGCUGUGAAAACCGACAACUUAACACUCAACCGUAUUUUCUACCUCAACAAUCUGCCAGAAAGAUCUGUGCAUAUGAUAAAGACUCUUCUGAUGAUUCUGAAUUCGAUGACAGAGAGACUGACGAUGAUGAAGAUAAAGAUAAAGAUGAAAGUGAUUCUUCGAUCGAAUACUUCAACGAUGAUGUUUAUGGUGAUCCUCUACCACAACCAUUCUCAGUGGAAUAUGAUUUUCCGACCCAGUUAUCGAUAGAAUAUGACGAUCCAACUCUUGAAAACGAUAUCCAUUCAUUCUUGUUGUCAUCGGAUGAGUGGUAG
Didymodactylos carnosus is the source of this 1329-nucleotide messenger RNA. The record is from the annotation of a GenBank genome assembly. NCBI's taxonomy places the organism in Eukaryota, Metazoa, Rotifera, Eurotatoria, Philodinida, Philodinidae.